Molecule: messenger RNA, 558 nt
Organism: Bipolaris oryzae ATCC 44560
Lineage: Eukaryota; Fungi; Ascomycota; Dothideomycetes; Pleosporales; Pleosporaceae
Exons: 2
Coding region: 1-558 (185 amino acids)
Cellular component (GO): cytosol
Molecular function (GO): zinc ion binding; cytidine deaminase activity
Source: RefSeq, a predicted model, not a curated record
AUGACCACACCCACCAUCCCCAAAUUCAGCCCUGGAGAAGCCGUCAACGAAGAAAAUGGCCUGAUCCACGGUGUCUCAGCGCAGGAGCUGCAGAUUCUAGGGGAGCAAUGCUUUGAUGCACGUGAGAGGGCUUAUUGCCCUUACUCCCUCUUCCGUGUCGGCGCCUCCCUCCUCCUCAACACCUCAAACCCCACCGCCCCCUCCACAACCCACAUAAUCACGGGCGCAAACGUCGAAAAUGCCGCCUACCCCGUCGGCACCUGUGCAGAGCGCGUCGCCAUGGGCACAGCCGUAAUAGCAGGACACCGACUCGGCGCCUUCAAGGCCGUUGGCGUCACAACCGACAUUGUGGAUUUUUGCUCUCCCUGCGGCAUGUGUCGCCAGUUCCUGCGAGAGUUCUUAGCGCUUGAGACACCGAUUUUCAUGUUUAAUAAGGAGGGCAAAUGGAUUGUGAGGACCAUGGGCGAGUUGUUGCCCCUGAGCUUUGGGCCGGAUGUUUUGCCCCCGCGGGAAGAGUUGAGGAAGGGGCAGGAGGGUGAUAAGGCGAAGACUGCUUAA